Messenger RNA from Medicago truncatula (barrel medic), 2215 nucleotides. NCBI's taxonomy places the organism in Eukaryota, Viridiplantae, Streptophyta, Magnoliopsida, Fabales, Fabaceae. The record is from RefSeq and is a predicted model, not a curated record.
AUGCUGAUUAGAUCAGUGUCUCAAUCUCAGUCCUUUUAAUCUCAAAAUUCAGUGCCCUCACCACCAAAAAUCGAAUCAGAAUUUAGAACAAACAUUGAAGUAGAUUCUCAUGCCUCUCAUCUCUUUCUUUCUCCUUUCAGAAAAAGACACAAACAAAAAAGCAACAAAAAACAUUAUUUCUUAGUACUUACUAGGUUGCUUCACUCUUCCACACACACACUACUUUUUAUUUUUCUAUAUAUAUCAUAAAGUAUAAACCAAAACAACAUUUUAUAUCCCUUUAAAUAGUAACUAAAAUAGCCUUUUAUAGUUCAAAAUCUCAAAGUCUCUUGAAACCAAAAAUACAUAAAAAACCAACUUUUAUUCUUCUCUUUCACAGCUUUUUUCUGUGCCAAUUGCUGGCUAGAGUCAUUAAAUAAGUAGCUUUUAUUGUGAUAAAGUUUUCAAUCUUCAAAAGGAUCCACAAGGAUUAAGACAGUGGCAUUUUAUUUUUGUGGAUAACAAAUACAAUGUUGUCUCAAAACCAAGCAGAGGAAGCAAUUGUUACAAACAUGAAUGAGACAGAACAAGAAGGUGGUUCAAGUUUAGAAGAAAUAGCAGAAGACCAAUCCAUGUUCAAUUUCAAAAGUUUCUUAUGGCAUGGUGGUUCUGUUUGGGAUGCAUGGUUUAGUUGUGCUUCAAAUCAAGUGGCUCAAGUGUUGUUAACACUUCCAUAUUCUUUCUCUCAACUUGGUAUGGUAUCAGGCAUAGUGUUUCAGAUAUUCUAUGGACUUAUUGGAAGCUGGACUGCUUAUCUAAUUAGUGUACUUUAUGUUGAGUACCGUGCUAGAAAGGAAAAGGAAAAUGUUAACUUCAAGAACCAUGUCAUCCAGUGGUUUGAAGUUCUUGAUGGAUUACUAGGUAGAUAUUGGAAAGCAUUGGGGUUAGCCUUCAAUUGCACUUUUCUUCUCUUUGGAUCUGUCAUUCAGCUUAUAGCAUGUGCAAGUAAUAUAUAUUACAUAAAUGAUAAAUUGGACAAAAGGACUUGGACUUAUAUUUUUGGAGCUUGUUGUGCUACAACUGUGUUCAUACCUUCAUUCCAUAAUUAUCGUAUUUGGUCAUUUCUUGGUCUUGGAAUGACCACUUAUACUGCUUGGUAUAUGGCUAUAGCUGCUAUAGUUAAUGGCCAGAUAGAAAAUGUGGUACACUCUGGUCCAACAAAGCUAGUGCUGUACUUCACUGGAGCCACUAACAUACUCUACACAUUCGGUGGACAUGCUGUGACAGUAGAGAUUAUGCAUGCAAUGUGGAAACCUCAAAAGUUCAAGUACAUAUAUUUUCUGGCAACUUUGUACGUUUUCACAUUAACGAUUCCUUCAGCUGUUGCCGUUUACUGGGCUUUUGGUGAUGAAUUGUUAAACCAUUCCAAUGCUUUCUCUCUUCUUCCCAAAAAUGGAUUCCGUGAUGCUGCCGUUAUCCUCAUGCUCAUUCAUCAGUUCAUCACAUUUGGGUUUGCAUGUACUCCAUUAUAUUUUGUGUGGGAGAAGGUUAUUGGGAUGCAUGAUACAAAGAGUAUUUGUUUGAGGGCACUUGUAAGAUUACCGGUGGUGAUACCUAUAUGGUUUUUGGCAAUAAUUUUCCCUUUCUUUGGACCCAUAAACUCAGCUGUUGGGGCCUUACUUGUUACCUUCACUGUCUACAUCAUUCCUGCCUUAGCUCAUAUGCUCACUUAUAGAACAGCUUCUGCUAGAAAGAAUGCUGUUGAGAAGCCUCCUUCAUUCCUACCAAGUUGGACAGCUGUAUAUGUCUUGAAUGCCUUCAUUGUGGUAUGGGUUUUGGUUGUUGGAUUUGGGUUUGGAGGAUGGGCUAGUAUGACCAACUUUAUAAGACAAAUUGAUACAUUUGGGCUUUUUGCUAAAUGCUACCAAUGCAAACCCCCAACACCACCUCAAGCACCAUCCCCUCAUGCACGUCAUUAGAGUCAGCUAAUUACAUAAUCACUUCAACAUAGUAAAGUUUAGCUACAAUCUUAUUUCUUCAAUACAUUGUAUUAUACAUGAGGGAGAAUGGUAAAUAAUUUCCCCCUUUAUUUCAUGUAUGAUGGUUGGGUUUUGCAUAGUUUGUCCCAUUUUUCUUAUAUAUUUAUUCACUCCUUUAAGAUUAGUUGAACAAAAAUAGUGUAUUAAGUGUUGCAAUAACUUUUCUAUGGAAUGAAUAGGUCAGUUAAGUUAGUGUA